Molecule: messenger RNA, 3193 nt
Organism: Trichosurus vulpecula (common brushtail)
Lineage: Eukaryota; Metazoa; Chordata; Mammalia; Diprotodontia; Phalangeridae
Gene: NEK8
Product: NIMA related kinase 8
Exons: 15
Coding region: 22-2118 (698 amino acids)
Biological process (GO): protein phosphorylation
Molecular function (GO): protein kinase activity; ATP binding
Source: RefSeq, a predicted model, not a curated record
GCCCGGGCCCGGAGGGACGCCAUGGAGAAGUACGAGCGGAUCCGGGUGGUGGGGAGAGGCGCCUUCGGGAUUGUGCACCUGUGCCUUCGGAAGGCUGACCAGAAGCUGGUGAUCAUCAAGCAGAUCCCGGUGGAGCAGAUGACCAAGGACGAGCGGUUGGCUGCCCAGAACGAGUGCCAGGUGCUCAAGCUGCUGAACCACCCCAACGUGAUCGAGUACUAUGAGAACUUUUUGGAGGACAAGGCCCUCAUGAUCGCCAUGGAGUACGCCCCAGGGGGCACGCUGGCCGAGUACAUCCAGAAGCGCUGCAACUCCCUCCUGGAUGAGGAGACCAUCCUCCACUUCUUCGUUCAGAUCCUGCUGGCCCUGCACCACGUGCACACCCACCUCAUUCUCCACCGAGACCUAAAGACCCAGAACAUUCUCCUGGACAAACAUCGGAUGAUCGUUAAGAUUGGUGACUUUGGCAUCUCCAAGAUUCUGAGCAGCAAGAGCAAAGCCUACACUGUGGUGGGUACCCCCUGUUACAUCUCCCCAGAGCUGUGUGAGGGCAAGCCCUAUAACCAGAAAAGUGACAUCUGGGCCCUGGGUUGUGUCCUCUAUGAGCUGGCCAGCCUCAAGAGGGCCUUUGAGGCUGCGAAUCUCCCAGCCCUGGUGCUGAAGAUCAUGAGUGGCACCUUCGCGCCCAUCUCGGAUCGAUACAGCAUCGAACUUCGCCAGCUGGUGCUGAGUUUGCUGAGCCUGGAGCCUUCCCAGCGGCCCCCACUGAGCCACAUCAUGGCCCAGCCUCUCUGUGUGCGGGCGCUGCUCAAUCUCUACACUGACGUGGGCAGCAUCAGGAUGAAGAGGGUAGAGAAGCCCCUGGGCAGUGUGCCCACAAUGCCGGGUGGCCGAGCAGGGGGCAGAACAGGUGGCCCCCGAUCCCGUGGUGUGCCCCAGGGGCUGCCCCGGCCUGCCAUCCCACCUCCUCUGUCCUCUGUCUACGCCUGGGGUGGUGGGCUCAGCGUUCCCACAAGGCUGCCCAUGCUCAACACUGAGGUGGUCCAGGUCUCAGCCGGGCGCACCCAGAAGGCUGGAGUCACUCGAUCUGGGCGCCUCAUCUUGUGGGAGGCACCUCCCAUGGGCGUUGGUGGGGGCAUCCAGCUUCCGGGAGCAUUGGAGCAACACCAGCCUCAGUUUAUCUCUCGCUUUCUAGAGGGCCAGUCAGGAGUGACUAUCAAGCAUGUGGCCUGUGGGGACCUCUUUACUGCCUGUCUCACCGACCGAGGCAUCAUCAUGACCUUCGGCAGCGGCAGUAACGGUUGCCUGGGCCACGGCAGCUUCACCGACCUCAGCCAGCCUACUAUUGUGGAGGCCCUGCUAGGCUAUGAGAUGAUGCAGGUGGCCUGUGGGGCAUCCCACGUCUUGGCCCUGUCCACAGAACGGGAGCUGUUUGCCUGGGGCCGUGGGGACGGUGGCCGACUGGGGCUGGGUACCAGGGAGUCUCACAGCUCCCCACAGCAGGUGCCCGUGCCCCCUGAACAGGAAGCGCAGUGGGUUGUGUGUGGCAUCGACUCCUCCAUGAUCCUAACAGUGCCUGGCCAGGCCCUGGCCUGUGGGAGUAACAGGUUUAACAAGCUAGGAUUGGACCAAGUGUCCCCUGGGGAGGAGCCUGGCCCCCACGACCAGGUGGAAGAAGCCCUGAGCUUUACGCCCCUGGGCUCUGUACCCCUCAACUCAGAGCCUCUAGUGAGUGUGGAUGUGGGCACUGCCCACUCUGCUGCUGUGACAGCCUCUGGUGAAUGCUACACAUUUGGCAGCAACCAGCACGGGCAGCUGGGCACCUGUGCCCGCCGGGGCAGCCGAGCCCCCUGCCUGGUGGCAGGGCUCCAGGGGAUCAAGGUGGUGAUGGUGGCUUGUGGGGAUGCCUUUACAGUGGCCAUUGGUGCAGAAGGAGAUGUGUACACUUGGGGCAAAGGCGCCCGUGGCCGACUGGGGCGUAAGGAUGAGGAUGCCGGGCUCCCUCGGCCUGUGCAACUGGAGGAAGCUCAGCCCUACACUGUGACCUCUGUGUCCUGUUGCCAUGGGAACACCCUGCUAGCCAUCCGCCCUGCCACAGAAGAAUCCAUACCACCUUGAGGAUCUCAAGCUGGAUUUCCACCCUAACAGAGAACAGAUACCUCACCCUCCUUCCCUCUCUCUGCCACCCCAGCUGUAUUGGGUGGGUACUAGCGGGCUUUUUGACUUCAACAUGGGUAGUGCCCCCUGGGUCAUUUAGGACAUUGCCUCUAAGAUGCUGGUGUGAUACAUCAAAGGCAUCUCUAGACACAGGGAAGCCUGGCACUCUGUAGCCCAGCUCCCUUGUAAUGCUUAGGGCUGAGGCCUUCCACAGGAUUGGAAAAUGCCACUCUCAUUCCCCUAGCUACUUAUUCAGCAAACAUUAAGUGCUCACUUCCAUGCUAGGCAUGGUCUGCCCCUCUUACACUCCCCCUCCCCUUUCCCAUGCCAACCCUGCUGCACAGCCUAUGGUUUUGGUUCCCUGAGUGCUUUUGCAAAUAAACUUGACUGUCAGGGAAGGAGCAGGUACCCACUCUCAGGCACUCGCCAUGCCAGGCCUCCAGGACACAGUCAUGUAGUGUGUAUGUUUGUUUCCCCAAGACCACUUCCCCAAACUCAGGAUAGGGGGGUGAGUUCAGCAUGGAGACUCCAGGAUGGGGCUUCAUGGGUCCAAGACAGUAUAGGCAAGUUUGGGCUUGUCCCUAUGGGCUAGAGGAGGGGGGAUGUCCAGAAGAGCAGCUGCCACCCCCACACUGGCAGGGCCAGUGGGUAUUGCUUGCACAGCCAGAGAUUCUUGGAAGAGGCAGUGGGGGGGGCACCUGGGUAAGGACAGAGAUAUAAAGAUCUAUAGGUUGAUAAAAAAAAAGUGGGGAGGAAGGAAGCGGCCAUCUACCCACCUUAAUGGACCUUGCAAAGUCUCACUCCCAGCUUCUGGCAAUCGGCCUUUGUCUUUGCUCCCUUUCGGAGUCUGGACCCAAGCCCUGAAAAGGCCUUCCUGGACAGAGCUCUCUCCCAGGGCUUGUGUGGGAAGGGGCCUCCUAUUGAAGCCCCGGAUACCCAAGGGGUGCCCUGAAAUGUCACCUCAUGGUUCUCUUCAGGGAGAGGGGAGUGUGUGUGUUGGGGGUGGAGGGGAGCCCCACAGGGCUGAGGAGUGGGG